Messenger RNA from Bolinopsis microptera, 2348 nucleotides. Its product is annotated as nuclear RNA export factor 1-like. The transcript has a single exon. Lineage: Eukaryota; Metazoa; Ctenophora; Tentaculata; Lobata; Bolinopsidae. Bases 15 to 1766 code for a protein of 583 amino acids. Gene Ontology annotation, molecular function: protein binding; RNA binding. Gene Ontology annotation, biological process: poly(A)+ mRNA export from nucleus. The record is from RefSeq and is a predicted model, not a curated record. Gene Ontology annotation, cellular component: cytoplasm; nucleus.
UAUUCCCAGGAGUCAUGUAUGCAGACAAAAAGCAAAAUCAGCAGCCAAGUUCACAUCGGGGUAAUUCUAACCGCAAAUCAUGGCCAAGAAUGAAUCCUAAACAUCAGCGCCGAACUGGAAGCUCUGCAUUCUUGGAUAGAGAUGGUGAUACUGAGAUGAAUAGUGGCAGUUCAUAUAGUAGUGGAAAUCGUGCAAGACACAAGAACAGGUACAAUCCUGGGUAUGGAAGAGCACGUGUUAAUAAAAAUGGACAACGUGCUCAUGCAUCAGGAUGGUGGAAAAUUGUUGUCCAUGAUGCUGAUAAGUUCGAUAGGGACCAUUUCUUCAAGAUGUUGGACAAUACCACCAAUGAAAGCAUUGAUCCUCAAAAUACUAGAAUUGAAAGGAACAAGCUUGUUUUCUGGAUCAAAAAUUCUAGAGCAAAAGAAGCAAUUUACAGCCAAUCUGGAAAACUGACACUUAAAGAUCAUACUAUCACUCUUUUCACUGUUCCCAGUGAAGGUCCAGAAAUACAAUUGUCAAAAGAUGAGCAAAAAGUGAAGGUAUGUAGUGCUCUUGUCAAACGCUAUGAUGGCAACGAAAAAAAAUUAAACCUCGCCGAAUUUCAUCAAGAUCCUGACAUGUCUGGAAUGAAGAGAAAAUUGUUUGAAAUUUCCGGAAUCUUAGGAGAGUUAAUAGCUGAAAAAUGUGCAGAUCUAGUUGUAGAGAUUGACUUCUCUAAUAACAAUUUAAAGCAUGCUGGCUGUCUCAGAGGGAUUUUAACUGCUUGUAAGGUUGUAACAAGAGUGAAGUUGGACAACAACCGUAUCAACACCUUGUUAGAUAUAAAAACUGUCGAGAAGAAUGCUACUGGAAUAACCCAUAUUUCACUCCUCAACAAUCCUGUCAAGAAUCUUAUGGAUGAUGCUCAGUAUAUAAGUGAUUUGAGGAGGAUGUUCCCCAAACUCAUUGAGCUAGAUGGAGUUCCAUUGCCUGAGAAGAUUAAAUUUGAAUCUGAGGAUCAAAAUGCCUUACUUCCAACCCAGAAGUUUGCUAUCCUACUAGACCCUGGGCCAAAGAGCGCACUUGAAGGUUUCUUCCUGCAGUUUGUAAAAUUGCAUGACACUGGAAGUUCAGCUCGAAACCAACUUGCUCCUGCCUAUGACGAGACUGCCAUAUUUUCCACUGCCCUUUCCUGGAGAGCAAACAAAGACACUAAGGACAAGUUUCCGGCUAACAUGCCUGCAGAACUGACAAGAAGGAACAGAAACUUCAAACACUGCUACAAAGCUGAACAGAGAGAAUCUCGUCUGUUUAUUGGACGUGAAAAUGUUGUGAAAGAGCUGUGUGAGUUAGGUGAUACCAAACACAUGCUGCAGACACUGAACAUCGACUCAUCAAGUCUGAUCAACAACCACGUCACUGCUGUCUUGUCAGGUAUCAUUGAUUCUCCAGGUAGUUACAGGACAUUUAGUAGGACCUUCGUUCUUGCAGUUAAUCCAGCCAAUGGUUCUUUUCUCAUCCUCAACGAUCAGAUGUCGAUCAUAAGGAGCUUGCCUGACACAGUUGAAAAGGUAGAGUCCCAAAGUUUCGCAACAGCUCCAGCUCCAUCGUCCUCUGGGGUUAAUAACCAAGCGGUGCUAGUAAGACAACUCCAGGAGGUCACCAAGAUGACGGACCAGUUUUGUGUGCAGUGUUUGGAAGCUGCGGAAUGGGACGUUCAGAGAGCUAUGACAAUAUUCAGUGAAAUGAGAGCUUCCAUACCUCCGGAAGCAUUCAUCAGUUAAACUAAUUUAAUUAUUUUUCAUGGUAAUGGUUUUAGAUGACAUUUUUCAUAUCAUGUUGUAUUAGUUGAGAUCGAUUAAUAUAGUAAUAUUUGGUGAGCAAUUAAGAAGAAAAGAUCUAGGCACUAAACUAAUUUUGUCUAACUUCUUGUAGGAAAUAAACUUUCUUACCUGAGUAGUAAGUAUAAAUGACUAUUGAUUUACGAAAUGAUAAUCUUCGAUCUAAAAAUUGAAAAAGUAAAUACUGAGCUUCUUAAUUCGGUUAUUAUCCAUAAGUGAUAGCUCAGUUACUUGUAAAAGUUUGUCCAAUUGAACCCUGACACUGAACCUUUUUAAUUCGAGAGACGAUCUAUUUCGAAAAACUUGUUCAUGUUUUUUGUUAGUCAGUAAAUUUCACGUUAAAUCACGUCUCAGUUUUUUUUGUUGGCGACGAGAGCGAAGUCAACGUUUUGGUGCAAACAAGAUGAGUAUAGUUUGCAUCAAUUUUAAAAUAAUUGUCAUAUGUUUUCUGAGAAAAGUGAAGUCGUUUAUUAAACCAGAAUACAAAUCAACUAUUUAAAUUAUACAAUGCUGAUGUUUCCUCAA